AUGGCAUCUCGCAACAAUCAGCCCAAGGUCAUGUCUGGCCGCCUGGCUGGCAUGAAAUUCAUGCAACGAGCUGGCGGCAGUCCGACCACGCCCAGCACACCCAACGAGCGACCCACGAAGAAGCAGCGAUUGUCGAACGGAUCAGCACUCAGCACACCAUCAACACCGGUGGAGGAUCAGAAGCGCGCGGGAGAGGUCGAGCGCGAAGGCUACAACAAGGGCGAAACGAAGUGGUAUCUCAGUUUCCAAGCACCACCGGCAACAAAAACUGAAUCACCCCUACGCAUUGUGUCUGCAGGAUACUCGGCGCUAGAUAGUGGAAGACGCGCGCAAGAGACAGAUUCUGACGAGGAGGAAGGCGAAGACGACCAGCCAACACGACCUACACUUGCAGGCCGCAGAAGUUUUGGCAAAUUCAACAAGAAGAUCGAGAAGCAGAACAAUCCAGACGCAGAAGAUUCGGCAGCAGAGGAGGAUGAAGAGGAGGAAGAGGAAGAUGCGGAGAUUGAAGAUGACCCGACCGGUGUCAAGGCUCUGAUUGCGCAAGGCAAGAAGGAAGCUGCAAACCGUGUCCGCGCUGAGCGCAAAGCGAAGAAGGCAGCGGACACUGCUGAAGCGCAACGACUGGCGCGAGACCGUCGAGAGAAAGCUGUCAAGCUCAACAAAGUGACAACAUCACCAAAUGCGGCCAACAUGACUUGUCAUACCUGUGGCAAUAAGGGCCAUCUCAUGAGGGACUGCCCGCAGAAGAAGCAGCCCAAGUCGAGAUUGUCGUACUAA
Molecule: messenger RNA, 780 nt
Organism: Fulvia fulva
Lineage: Eukaryota; Fungi; Ascomycota; Dothideomycetes; Mycosphaerellales; Mycosphaerellaceae
Exons: 2
Coding region: 1-780 (259 amino acids)
Molecular function (GO): nucleic acid binding; zinc ion binding
Source: RefSeq, a predicted model, not a curated record